CCCACCUUUGUCAUUUGACCCCGAAACGCCGGUGGGUGAGGGUGUAUAGGAUAUUUCCGAGUGUCAAAUUAAACACCCAGUGUCAUUGUUAAAUUAAAAAGUGCUUUUGUGUACAAUACAACCAAGAAUAAUAUUAAAUCUAACAAGAUUCAAGGUACAAAAACUGAAUCGUAAUGAAAUCGACCAACAUGGAGUCCUGUUCGGACCGUUUGAGUCCUUGCAGUGAUCUAACAAGCGAAUCGGAAGCCUCACUCCCGCCAUUUCCUUACGAUAACCAAAUAAACAAUUACUACACGAAUACGGAGGUCGGAGGAAAGCAAUUAUAUUCAUGUAAACAGAAAAACGAAGAGAAAAAAGACUAUAUACAAGAAAGUAAUAAAUUAUUCGAAAACUAUUUGACCGGGAAAAAGCAUUUCAUAUUUGACGUGAAAUUACCAUCGACAAAUGAGAACAUUUUUUCGCAAAUCGAAGGCGAAGAUCGGACGCGUUCGGGAUAUUUCAACGAAAUACAGAAUAUAAAAAGUUGCGUUCAAAAUGAGAAUUUAAAUAUGUCUGAUGUGGAAGUUGCGCCGGCGGUUAAUUUCGAAAAUGUUAAUAAUGUUUUAAACGAAAGGGACAGAGUUCCGCCAUCUUUUUUCGUUGAGAAUGAAGAUAAUAAUAUGGGUGGAUGUUUUAGUUUUAAUUCUGAACAAGUGCAGUGCGUAUGUGAGGCGUUACAACAGAGAGGUGAUAUAGAAAAAUUGGCGGCCUUUUUAUGGAGUUUGCCGCCAAAUGAACUGCUUAGAGGAAAUGACACUGUAUUGAGAGCACGUGCCUUAGUAGCAUACCAUAGAGGUGUGUUUCAAGAACUCUACGCGAUUUUGGAGUCGCACACAUUCUCGCCGAGACAUCACUCCGGUUUACAAGAUCUAUGGUAUAAAGCACAUUAUAAAGAAGCGCAAAAAGUACGCGGACGUCCUUUAGGUGCAGUUGACAAAUACAGAUUAAGAAAAAAAUAUCCAUUACCGAAAACAAUAUGGGAUGGCGAAGAAACCGUUUACUGUUUCAAGGAGAAAAGUCGGAACGCAUUAAAAGAUUGUUAUUAUAGAAAUAGAUAUCCCACACCUGAUGAGAAGAAAGCGCUCGCAGCCAAGACGGGGCUGACGCUCACUCAGGUCUCAAAUUGGUUCAAAAAUCGACGCCAGAGGGACAGAACUCCACAGCAACCGAAUAGACCUGAAAUGUUAGUGCCGGCACAGUACGUGGGGCCACAAGGUGGAUUAUCACAGACCUUCCUGCAGAAUCCAUAUUAUCACAAGCUGCAAGACGCAUCUCAUUAUCUUCACGGAGGUGCAUCCUGAAUGUUGCCUACAUAAAAACUAUUAAACUCGAAGAUGUAAUUAAAUUAUAUUUUUUUAGUUAUUAUGAUCAAGUGGAGAAAACUUUUCGUUCCUAAGCGACCAAAAACUAUUAGUGUCAUUUUUAUUUCCUGCACAAGUUUAACGAAAUAUUAUAGAUAUUGUGAUUAAGGUGAUGAGGAAAGAAAGCCUUUUCUCAUUUUAUUUGUUAGAAUUUCACGAAAA
Molecule: messenger RNA, 1562 nt
Organism: Papilio polytes (common Mormon)
Lineage: Eukaryota; Metazoa; Arthropoda; Insecta; Lepidoptera; Papilionidae
Exons: 6
Coding region: 174-1340 (388 amino acids)
Biological process (GO): regulation of transcription by RNA polymerase II
Cellular component (GO): transcription regulator complex; nucleus
Molecular function (GO): RNA polymerase II cis-regulatory region sequence-specific DNA binding; DNA-binding transcription factor activity, RNA polymerase II-specific
Source: RefSeq, a predicted model, not a curated record